CCCCGGCAUGGUUGGAUCAGCUCAGGCUUGCAGCAAUCCAACAUGGAGUAGCAGGGCGAGAGGAGAUGGGGCUCUAGCGGGGCCACCCCACGGCGACAACGACGCGCUUUCUCACGCACAACCGGAGCUGCAGUCGUGUCGGUGUCUCCUUUUUGGAGGCGGGGUGGAAGUAUUUGACGACAACAACAACAAAAACGACGGGACAACGCGACCUGGCUGGAGGAAGAAAGGAAGUAGAGGGGGGGUGGGGGGGUUGUCGGGACGACUACCGCGGUUACCUGCUGGCCUGCCUGCCGGCGAUGGGCCGCUAGAAAGUUGGAGGAUCGGAAAGAAGAAGGAGGAAAAAAAUAGGUGGGGUGGAGGGAGGGAGGGGGGACGACACACACACACAAACACACACACAAAAAAACACUUGGAGGAUUUUUCUUAUGCGGGAUUUAUGGACGAUGACGAGGCUGAGGAAUGCUACGUGAGCUGAGGUGAAGAGAGAAAAUGAUAGAAGAAACACACCCUAACGAUGACAGCUACAUCGUGCGUGUGAAAGCAGUGGUGAUGACGCGGGACGACUCGAGCGGAGGCUGGCUGGCGCAGGACGGGGGCGCUCUCAGCAGGGUGGGCGUCUGUCGCUUACGACCCACCGAGCUACCCCCGCUGCCGCCCUCCGGAAGCUCGCAGUUCCUCAUCCGGGGCGAGCGACUGCGGGACAAACAGGUGAUCCUGGACUGUCCACUGAGGAAAGACUUGGUGUACACUAUAGCAACGCCCACCUUUCACCACUGGAAGGUGGAGGACCGAAGGUGUGGCCUGGGCUUCCAGGGUCCAGCUGAUGCAAGGGCGUUCGACAGGGGGGUGCGGAAAGCCAUCGAGGACCUGGCAGAAGGUUCGACCACAUCCUCUACAGCACUGCAGAACGAAGGCGAGCUGGGCGACGACGACGUCUUCACGAACGCCACCGACAGCUCAUCGAACUCCUCCCAGAAGCUGGAGAGCUGCCUGCAGCCGCUCGAGUCUUCUCCUCUUCCGCAGAGACACAGGUGCAUGCUGGGAUAUCGUCACAACCUCCAUGACACCUAUCGGCUUUCAGACCACUACUUAUUGGACCAGCCUCUGUCUCGACUACCCCAUGUUACCUUCCAAGAGGAUGAGGAAAUCGUCCGCAUCAACCCACGGGAGCGUAUCUGGGAGCGAGCCACCGAUCGACUGCACGUGCGGCCAUCAGAUCGCUCCUGGCUCACAGGCUACGAGGACUACCGACACGCCACGGUGCGUGACAAGUUCAUCCAAAUGGAAGAUUCUGAAUUCUAUGUCCAUUUUGCCAAAACGGAGACGCAGAAGCACGACUACACCUAUCCCCUGGCGCCAGCCCUGUCGCCCUCAGACUCUGACCCAGCCUUAGGACCCUUUCCCAGUAAGAGCCACGGCGGGUCGUAUCGCCAAGGCUUCUCUGUGGUCUCCACCCAGCCUCGUUCCUUUCUGCCAAGCUCCUCUCCGUCCACCAAUGGCGGGAAGGGACGCAAGGAGGAUGGACUGGAGCGUGCUCAGUGCGAGCAUUGCGGCGAAGGCUUUUACAUCUCCGAAAACAGGAGGGGCCGGUGCCAGGAUGCUCCGGACCCCGUGCGGGGCUGCAUCCAGCGGGUCAGCUGCAUGUGGCUGGCAGACACCAUGCUAUACCACUGCAUGUCCGACCCGGAAGGGGACUACUCGGACCCCUGCUCCUGUGACGGGGGUGAGGGUGGCAGAUUGGGCACCCGCUGGUUAGCCCUGCUGGGCUUAUCCCUGGUGGCUCCCUGCCUCUGCCUUUACCCGCCCCUUCACGCUUGCCAUCGGGCGGGGCUGGCUUGCGGCUGUUGCGGAGGCCGACACAAGUCCCUGAGCUGAGCCUCCCGGUUCAGAAACCCUUCAGAGGAAAUGGAAAAACCAUAACCCAACGCAAGCACAGUCAAGGACUUGAGGAGGACAAAAACGGAGGGACUGCAGCUCUCUCUGCCGAUAAGCCAAAAAAUGUAAAAAAAAAAACGGUCUGUGCAUUUUCUAAGCACGGCCUGGGAAGAUAAGCUCCCCCUAAUGGCAGACGGAUCUCUCGUCUUUCUACGUGGCAAUUUCAGUGCUCCGUUUUUGGCGAGACAAGAGAGAGCACUCAGGGGGCCUUUUUUUCAUUUGUUUUAUAGCCGACCUAUAUGUAUCACAUAUGCAGGUACUUUAUACUUUGUACACUGACUUGGUAUCAAAGAACUUGAAUUAUUUUCUCCUGGUUCUAGUCUUUAUGUUCCUAUUUUAGUAUCAUGUCACACUUUCAAUGAAGACACUACACCUCUGCAUGCGUGGGUGAAUGGAUGAGUGGAGUGAAGUUCACGUAUGAGUCCUCCUAAUCAAACAUCCCAAAAAUGUUACUUUUCAAAUCUAUUUAUUUAACAACAGAGAAAAGAUGCUGGUUUGUGGUUCAGUCACUAACAAACGAGACGGUGCCUCCAUGCUCUUUUCCGGCGACUAUUCCAAUCGGUGCCUCAAAUCACCAAAAUCUGGAACUCUUGCCAUUCUUUGAAUUCCUUUCCACCAGUUUGUGUCACUGUUAGCAGCGCUGCCGGUCUUGCCUUAACCACCCAGAGCGUGAGACGCCCCAAAUGAAGAUUUACGUCAUGGAAUUCAUACCAAGCGCGGUUACAUCUAAAAGCAAUCGGCCGCAUAAACUCGGUUUGAACUCUCCCGUUAAAUACAAGCUCUCAGUAAGACUUACCUGCGACGUACAAUCGGCUCCUGUGUGCAAAGCCAGCGGUCAUACCAGUGGAGCAGCUAACAGGAAUCCAAACAAACUGAAUUUUCACGCUUUUGGAGGUCCGGACGGCCCAACAGUCACCAGAGAACCAUCCUUUUGUUGUGCAAUGCUUAAAUCAUUUUUGCUUGGUUUUCUGUGCCUAAAAAUACAGACUAUUUUCUAUAGAUGUUCUCAUUCAUCCAGGUCAUUGAAUUCAAUCGAUCACAACUGUACCUUUCGGUUUGUCUUAAAAGACGUUUCGCUUCUCAUCCAGAGGCGAAAGGUCUUCUAAGACAAACCGAACAGUCCAGUUGCGAUUGAUUGAAUGCCCUGAGAAUAAAAGCUACUGCACGCACGGUUGAUCUCACUCUUCGUUACUUUUAAGAACAGGACAUUUCACAGCAAAGUCAACAAUUAAGCCCUUAAUUACCUACCGAUCCUAAUCUGAAUUUAAAAAAACCCAGCUAAGCGAUGCUAGCUUUGCGUUAUGCUAGGCCCUAAAACAAAUAUUUCACUCAUUCGAUUUAACACCAGAUUGGUUUAAUAAAGUCAAAGUACUGAAAACUGUUUGAUCUGUGACUGAUUUUUUUUUCUAAAAAGGCGAGAUAUUUAUAGCAUCCCGUUUCGAAAAGGACAAGGGUGUUUUUUUCCGAAUAAACAGCUGAAGUCCGGGAAACAAACCUCCCAAUGUGAUUGUUGUGCCAAGGAAAUGUCACUUACUGUAGUCAAAAUCCAGAAUGCCUGAGGAUGUCCUUUUUCCUUCUGUGGUCGCGUCCGUCUCACGCAUCCUGUCCUGUGCCCCACUUUGUGUAUGUCCUUGACAAGUGCGUGUAUGUGUGUGUGUUUACACCACAUCCCGUUCCCCGUCUCCUGAUCCUGCAUCCACUGUGUCUGUGGGGACAAAAUGAAGAUGGCGUUACAUCCAGUUGAUUCCUGCGCUUCAGCGGUGUCGACUAUCAGCGAGAAAGACAAUCAGAUUGGAAAGUGUGUUUGUGGGUUUUGGGGAUUUUUUUGCUUCCGGUGUUUGUGUGUCCUUUCAGAGCCAAUUUACAAGUGCCUGAACGCAUCCUCUCUAUCUCUGUUGUGUAUUUAAGUUGACAAAUUCCGACAAAAAAAAAAAAAGACUCCUUGUAAUGAAUUAGGCCCAUUUUUUACGCUUCGUAUUUUUACCGCUGUAAAAAAAAAAUAA
Nerophis ophidion (straightnose pipefish) is the source of this 3941-nucleotide messenger RNA. Its product is annotated as sprouty-related, EVH1 domain-containing protein 2-like. Gene Ontology annotation, molecular function: protein kinase binding. The coding region runs from base 493 to 1878 and encodes 461 amino acids. The record is from RefSeq and is a predicted model, not a curated record. Gene Ontology annotation, cellular component: membrane. The transcript is spliced from 6 exons. Gene Ontology annotation, biological process: negative regulation of MAPK cascade; multicellular organism development. NCBI's taxonomy places the organism in Eukaryota, Metazoa, Chordata, Actinopteri, Syngnathiformes, Syngnathidae.